Messenger RNA from Hemicordylus capensis (graceful crag lizard), 964 nucleotides. It is a transcript of the gene BANF1, whose product is annotated as BAF nuclear assembly factor 1. The transcript is spliced from 3 exons. Lineage: Eukaryota; Metazoa; Chordata; Lepidosauria; Squamata; Cordylidae. Bases 158 to 427 code for a protein of 89 amino acids. The record is from RefSeq and is a predicted model, not a curated record. Gene Ontology annotation, molecular function: DNA binding.
CAGACGCGCCCGACCCGGGCUUAAAGCCUUCCUGCCGCUCGGCGCGCCACCCGGCAGCAGAGAGACGGGCGGCCGCGCAGGCGCAGAGGGCGAUUUGCCGGUUGGGCGCGGGAACAACAGACGGGCGGCGAGUGGCGCGGGCCGAGCAGCAGCCAAAAUGACCACCACCCAGAAGCACCGGGAUUUUGUGGCAGAGCCGAUGGGAGAGAAGCCCGUCGGCACGCUGGCUGGCAUCGGGGAUGUCCUUGGUAAAAAGCUAGAAGAUAAAGGCUUUGACAAGGCGUAUGUGGUGCUCGGGCAGUUCUUGGUGCUGAAGAAGGACGAGGACCUCUUCCGUGAGUGGCUGAAGGACACGUGCGGCGCCAACGCCAAGCAAUCCAGAGACUGUUACGGCUGCCUGCGGGAAUGGUGCGACGCCUUCUUGUGAAUGCCGUGGCUCAGGACACUGUGGAUGCUGUUAGGGGGUUUUUGUAGUUGGGUAGAGAUCAGACCUGUCCCCUUUGCCCCACAACCUUCCCGCCUUUCCCAGCCUUCCAGCAUCUGCAGUGAGUCCUCCGUGGGGCUGUCAAAAGAGAGGGGAAAAAAGAAAUAUUUUCAUUACGUCAACCUUUUAAAUGUAACUGGCCUAUUUUUCCUCUGGGGAGGAAGUGGAGAAGGGCGGUUGGGGGGAAUGUUUUGAUGCUGGGCUUCAUAAGGUGGCUUUUUAUAACCCCCCCUUCACUGUCCGGCCAGCUAGUUACAAACACCACCUGGGUCUACUGAUGCAAGUGGGGGCGUCUUCACCUCCCUUGAUUGAGCUUGGGUGGUGAUUCGUUUCUAAAAACACCAGCUGUAUUAAGUCCUCCCCGGUUUAUUCCCAACCACUUUUUGAUCCUCCGUGUAACUCUUACACUGUUUGGUUUGAUGGCAGGAAGGAGGGAAAUCAUUGCAGAGUUUUUAAGCCAAUAAAAAUCAUCUGUGUUAA